CGUUGUGGUUUACGCCUUCGAGCCUGGUUCACGUACUCCUCUCCCCGUUCCCCAACAUCUUCGGCAUGCGGUGCCUCGUCGCGCUCCCGGCGGUCGCCGUCCCCAGCCGCGGCUCACAUCCUAACCUCAAACCCCGCCGCAGAAGCACUCUAGUAGCUAUCCUUGGGAGCUGCCGCUGCGGCCGCCGCCACCUCCUUGGUGCAUCCUCUGCCGCCGGCCUCCUCCAUCUCGUCAACCCCCCGUGCCUCGCCGCCCCAGCCAUCGACCCCGCCGUGAUGCUUGAACGGGUGCACCCAGCGAGGCCUGGCUGGUACGAGAAGCUUUACGCGACGGCCAUGGACAAGGGCAUGCGGUCUUAUGAAGCCGAGGAUUGCAAGUCUGUGUCAGCAACUGGGCAGCUAACUGAACCCACCGAACCCAAAUUCUCGGAUGUUUCAAUCUGUGAUAUUGCCGUUGCGGGGGAGAACAUUCUGGAGCUUGGUGUUGGGACAGGCCCCAACUUAAAGUACUAUGCAAGUGCUGAUGGUGUAAAUGUAACUGGGGUAGAUCCUAACAUGUACAUGGAGGAGUAUUCUAGAGCAGCAGCAAAUUCUGCCGGGCUUCCGCAAUCAAAUUUCACUUUCAGAAGAGGGGUCGCCGAAGCUUUGCCAGCAGAGGAUGAUUCCAUGGAUGCAGUUAUUGGUACAUUGGUGCUGUGUUCGGUAAAGGACACUGAUAUGGCAUUAAGAGAAAUAAAGGGAGUCCUAAAGCCCGGUGGUCUCUACCUAUUCAUUGAGCAUGUUGCUGCAGCAGAUGGUUCCUUCCUCCAGUUCGUGCAAGGUGCCCUUGAUCCUCUGCAGCAAUUUGUCGCUGACGGGUGCCACCUCACCAGGAAAACAGCUGAAAACAUCAAGGAAGCCGGGUUCUCGAGCUUGAGCCUGAACGCGGUGCGCCUGUCAUCUGCAUAUAUCGUUAGCCCCCAUGUUUAUGGUGUAGCCUAUAAAUGACAUACUCUGCCUGUUUGGGACGGAACUCUGUGUGGUUUAUUCUGAGAUAAUACUCGUACUGGCACAUUUCUGCUCAGUUAUUGCCCCUGGAGGCCUUUCCCUUUUU
Triticum dicoccoides is the source of this 1092-nucleotide messenger RNA. Its product is annotated as methyltransferase-like protein 7A. Bases 66 to 986 code for a protein of 306 amino acids. The transcript has 7 exons. The record is from RefSeq and is a predicted model, not a curated record. Gene Ontology annotation, molecular function: S-adenosylmethionine-dependent methyltransferase activity. Lineage: Eukaryota; Viridiplantae; Streptophyta; Magnoliopsida; Poales; Poaceae.